CUUAGCACUUGUGUUUUCCCUCACCCAUCUCAUUCAUAUUUCCAGAGUAGUUGUCAGUAUUGAAAGGUUCGGUCUUUUUUAUACACCGAUCUUUCUGUAAAACGUGUAACCUAAACUUUGAGUUUUAUUGGAUCGUCGUAAAUACCAAUUGCAAAUAUGAAACCAAUCGUUCUCCAUGGACAUGACCGUGCUCUCACGCAAAUUAAAUACAAUCGCGAGGGUGAUUUGAUUUUCUCGUCGAGUAAAGAUCAAAAGCCAAAUGUGUGGUUCUCAGUGAACGGCGAACGUUUAGGCACUUUCAAUGGACAUAUCGGUGCCGUCUGGUGCAUUGACGUCGACUGGACAUCGACCAAAGUGAUCACUGGAUCCGGUGACAUGUCAGCCAAAUUAUGGGAUUGUGAAACUGGAAAGGAUUUGGCCACAAUCAAAUGUAAUUCAUCGGUUCGUACAUCAAACUUCAGUUACUCAGGCACCCAAGCCGCUUACAGUACGGAUAGUUCGAACAAACAAGUGUCGAAUUUGGUAAUCAUUGAUGUGCGCUGCGUUGAUCAAUCAACAUCAAACGCUGAGCCAAUUUUACGUAUUCCAUUCCCACAAUCAAAAAUUACGGCCGCUUUAUGGGCGAAUUUGGACCAAAACAUCAUUACCGGCCAUGAAAAUGGUACCAUUUCAUUGUAUGAUUUGCGAAUGGCCAAGGAAUUGAAUUCAAUUAAAGAUCACACAGCAAACAUUAACGAUAUGCAAAUGUCCAAGGAUGGAACAAUGUUUGUCACCGCAUCGAAAGACACGUCGUCCAAAUUGUUCGAUAGCGACAAUUUGGUGUGCUUGAAAACAUACAAAACCGAGCGUCCGGUCAAUUCAGCUGCAAUUAGCCCAAUUUACGAUCAUGUCAUUUUGGGUGGUGGUCAAGAUGCGAUGGAAGUAACAACUACCUCAACUCGUUCCGGUAAAUUCGAUUCACGAUUCUUCCAUUUGAUCUACGAAGAAGAAUUUGCACGUGUUAAAGGCCAUUUCGGUCCAAUCAACAGUUUGGCCAUUCAUCCCGAUGGCAGAAGCUACGCAACCGGUGGUGAAGAUGGUUACAUUCGAGUUCAAUCCUUUGACAGCUCGUAUCACGAUCAACAAAUUUUCGAUUAAAUUUCAUUGUCAUAAAAGAAAAAAAAAAGUCUCACUGAAUCGAAACUGUUUUGAAACGAUGGUCAUGGAAUAAAAAAAAACCUAUUAUGAUUUGUAAACAACAAUAAAAUCCGCGUUUAUUUUGACCUUUAAACUAAUCCACAAUACACCUUUCCCGGUUCCAUGAAAAUAUCACAAUGGGUCACUAAAGCUACUCGUUUGCUGGCAUGUUGGGCAUUCGAACUGCGUAUCGGCCAGAAGGUUUCCCCUUAAGCAGUAGUAACAGAAUACAUGUGUACAUCCCAUGUGAUAGGGUAUCGUUGGUCGCUCAUCACAGUAUGCGCAUCUAGUGCUGGCACUUAAAAUGGGUUUUUUGUCUUUUUCCGCAUUGGAUGUACUAUUGCUCAUCACACAAUUAACAGCGUUCCGACACUUUCGCCUGACAUAGUGGUAAUUGAUAAGGGGUAACGUAAACCCAAGCAACUCC
This is a messenger RNA of Sitodiplosis mosellana (orange wheat blossom midge), 1603 nucleotides long. It is a transcript of the gene eIF3i, whose product is annotated as eukaryotic translation initiation factor 3 subunit I. Gene Ontology annotation, biological process: cytoplasmic translational initiation. The record is from RefSeq and is a predicted model, not a curated record. Bases 157 to 1137 code for a protein of 326 amino acids. Gene Ontology annotation, cellular component: cytoplasm; eukaryotic translation initiation factor 3 complex, eIF3m. Gene Ontology annotation, molecular function: translation initiation factor activity; protein binding; RNA binding. Lineage: Eukaryota; Metazoa; Arthropoda; Insecta; Diptera; Cecidomyiidae. The transcript has 3 exons.